Acanthosepion pharaonis is the source of this 654-nucleotide messenger RNA. Lineage: Eukaryota; Metazoa; Mollusca; Cephalopoda; Sepiida; Sepiidae. The record is from the annotation of a GenBank genome assembly.
AUGGUACAAACAGGUCAUUUGCCCCUCACCUCCCCAGAUCAACAGGUCAUUUGCAUUUUAUUCUUUUAUUUCAUUGUCUGUUUUUUUAAUCAGUCUGUAUCUCUUUGUAUUUCUAUCUAUUUGUCUCUCUUUUUUUCUGUAGCUAUUUCAUUGUCUCUGUUUUUUUACUCACUCUGUCUCUCUUUGUAUUUCCCUCUUUCUACUUCACUAUUUGUCUCACUUUUUCUCUGUGGAUAUUUUAUUGUCUCUCUUUUUAAUCAGCCUGCUUUCCUUUCUAUUCCUCUCUUUCUAUAUACCAGGUUGUCUCUUUUUUUCUCUGUGGUUAUUACAUUGUCUCUCUUUUUUAAUCAGUCUGUCUUCCUUUCUAUUUUUCUCUUUCUAUUUCUCUAUUCAUCUCUCUUAUUUUCUUCUUACUUUCUUUUUUAUUUUCUUCAACUUUCUUGUUCUUUCUUUCUUUCUUUCUUUCUUUCUUUCUUUCUUUCUUUCUUUGCUAUUUUGUCUCUCUUUCUCAUUCUUUUUGUCUUCAAAGAUUUUUUUUCACACUUUCUCUUUUUAUCUCUGUUUCAUUCUCAUCUAUAUGUCUGUCUUAAUUUGAAUUUAUCUAUCUAUCUAUCUAUCUAUCUAUCUAUCUAUCUGAAUCUGAAUCUAUCUUAA